UCAAGGAGACACAUCUAGUCGCGCCACCAUACGCGCAUUCAGGAAACUAUUUGGCCAAUUGGGCGUCCCUGCUCGUCUGCGCACCGAUGGAGGACCUCAAUUUUCAUCACAUGAAUUUCCGUUCUUACAGAAAUGCGUGUUCAUCACAAUAUGUCAACACCCCAUUAUCCACAAUCUAAUGGACACGCAGAAGCUCAUGUUAAGGUAAUGAAGCACCUUAUUACCAAAACAGCUCCAACAGGAGACCUUUAUAACAACGAAGACUUUACAAAUGGUCUACUUGAGCUUCGUAGUACAUCACGUCCUGGUCUCUCACCUGCUAUGAUUUCACUUGUCCCAACACAUAGUAGUGCCUUCGAUACUAAGUGGCAUGUCAUAGCAAAGACACUAGAUGAACGCCACUCAGCCAAGGACCAUGCAGCCAUCCAUUACAAUGCCCAUGCCAAGUCCUUGUCGCCCAUUCCCUUGGGCACUGAUGCCCGUAUCCAAAACCAUUCUACAAAACGAUGGGAUGCUACAGGUAUCAUCGUAGGUGUCGGUCGCAAGCGUGACUACCUGAUUAAGACACCUAGCGGUCGUAUAUUUUGGAGAAACAGGCGAUUCCUGCUACCUGUUCCCCCACCACUUCCUUCUGCGCAGCCGCCUCACAACCCACCUGCAGUCAAGAAACGAGUUCGCUUCAACCUGCCUCCAAGACGCAGUCCUCGUUUAAAUAAGUGAUAUGUAUCAUAUGUGUCGUGGCCCCCAGAACAUAGUGUUACACUAUUUCACAUCCCAUCUACACUAAA
This is a messenger RNA of Penaeus vannamei (Pacific white shrimp), 788 nucleotides long. The record is from RefSeq and is a predicted model, not a curated record. Lineage: Eukaryota; Metazoa; Arthropoda; Malacostraca; Decapoda; Penaeidae.